Gongylonema pulchrum is the source of this 486-nucleotide messenger RNA. The record is from the annotation of a GenBank genome assembly. Lineage: Eukaryota; Metazoa; Nematoda; Chromadorea; Rhabditida; Gongylonematidae.
AUGUGUUACUGUGAAGGUGUUUAUGUUUUGAUCAGUUCGACACUUGCUAUUUCGCAAGUAUGCAAAUGAUACAUUCCUUUGCAUCCAGUGAGCGAGCACCUGAUGAUUUCCAUCAUAAAUUUACCAGCCGAAACGCCAUCUGAAUAUUUCGCUACUGCGCCGCGAAGCCGCAGCACAUGUGAGGCACUGUUCUGGCAACAUAACAGACCAUCAAAUUACAAGGCAUACUUGCCGGAUGGAAGACGAAUCGGAUAUCCAAAUCCACCGGUUCUUGAUUGUCCAGCUGAGGAGAAGAACAGUUUGUUCUGGAAAAUACAUGACGAGCAUGAGCACCAUCGUUAUGCGAUUGCGACAUUCGUCAGGAAGACAAGUGAAAUGGUAGAAGAAGCAGGGCAAAUCUUUCUACGAAUAGAGCCCACAAGCAACAAGGAGUUAGCCGAAUUCAAAAAUGAGCGCCCAACCAAACUCGAGCUUCCCAUCAGCUGA